AUGGAUGUUUCUAAAAUCGAAGAUAUGAAUGUCGAAACGGCAGUAGUUGGAGGUCAAGCAUAUUUCAUAGGAUUAACAAUAGAUUAUUUUGAGAACAGUCAGGAAUGGAAUCAAUACGACGUUUAUGUUACAGUUGUAGGAUACUUUGCAGUAACUGCAAUUUAUUUCUGUACAGUAAAUAUUAGUGCAUUUAUAACUGAAUUCUAUGCAAUGAAAUUAAAGAUAGCUCUCUGUACUCUUAUAUAUAGAAAGGCAAUUAGAUUAAGUCCUUCUUCUCUGAGAAGAUCGAGUGUUGGAAAAAUGGUAAAUCUUCUAGCAAACGAUGUAGGCAAAUUCCAAAACAAACUUGUCUUUUUUUCACUUGUAUUUACAUCGCCUUUUUUCAUUAUUACUGCGAUAGCCAUGUUGUGGAAAUAUUAUGGAUGGACUAUUUUAAUUGGAUUCCUAGUCAUAUUUCUCUAUCUUCCUAUACAAAUUGCUUUGACUAAAGUAUAUUCAAAAUUCAGAUUACAAGCAGCUGUAUUGGGAGACGAAAGAUUGAACCUGUUGAACGAGAUGAUUGCUGAUAUGAGAUUGAUCAAAAUGUACACCUGGGAAUUGCCUUACGCCGCAUUAAUAGAAAAAAUCAGAGUAAAAGAAAUGAGAAAACUUCGAAUGUUUUUAUAUACAAGUGGAAUAUCGUACAUAUUGGCGUAUCCUAUAUCGAAAUUAUUUACUCUUCUCGCAUAUCUCACGUUUUAUUUAAACGGAGGACAACUAAAUGCCCGAAUUAUAUUCGUCACUAUGACUUUCUCCAUAUACAUCUUCACCAGCAUUGUUACUCUAUAUGCUCAUGCAGUGAGUUUGGUUGCAGAAAUUUUGAUUUCAUUGAAGAGAAUACAGGAUUUCCUCCUCCUUCAAGAAAGAGAUAACAAUGCAGUGAAAACAGUAGAAGGAGAAAAUUUAACCGAACACGAAAUACGAAUGGAUAGUGUCACAGCUGCUUGGAAAAAAGGAACCGAACCAACGUUAAAAGAGAUAUCGUUCAACGUGCUGCCUGGGGAGUUAGUAAGUGUUAUUGGUCCAGUUGGAUCAGGGAAGACGUCUUUAUUAAUGUCCGUGUUGGGAGAGAUUCCAAUUACUUCCGGUGAAGUAUCAGUGAAAGGAAGGAUCUCGUAUUCUUCACAAGAAGCUUGGGUGUUCAAUGCAACUAUCAGAGAAAAUAUCUUGUUCAGUGAAGAAUAUCAAGAAGACAAAUAUAGAAAAGUCUUGCAUAUAACUGCACUAGAAAAGGAUAUUAGCUUAUUUCCUAAAGGAGAUCUGACUAUUGUAGGAGAAAGAGGAGUGAUAAUGAGCGGUGGGCAGAAGGCAAGAAUUAAUCUAGCAAGAGCGCUAUAUCUGGAUGCCGAUAUUUUUCUUCUCGAUGAUCCACUUAGUGCCGUUGAUGUUCCAGUGGCGAAACAUAUAUUCGAAAAAUGUAUAAUGGAAUAUUUAAAAGACAAGAUCUGCAUUCUUGUUACGCAUCAAGUACAGUUUUUAAACUGUGCAAGUAAAAUUUUAGCGUUAAACAAGGACGCCGAAAAUAACCAAACACCACGUGACAACGAAGUUAAGCAACCAGGAAUUUCAGUUUAUAAAUCAUACGUAAAUGCCGGAGCGGGACUUUUCUUCAAAAUGGUUAUCUUAUCCAUGUUAAUUAUAUCGCAAUCCUUUACAGCUGCCAGCGACUAUUGGCUAAUCAAAUGGUUGCAAGAUAUAAGAAUCUAUAGCCAAAGAAUAGAGAAUUUCGAAAAUAUUACAUCUAACAAAAGUAAUUUUCACAACAUUGAAGACGAAACUUUUUAUCACAGUGAAGAAUUCAACAUGUAUGUUUACAUUGGAUUGAUAUGUGCUGUAUUUCUAACCACGUUACCUUCUGGAUUAUUGUUAUACAAAUUUUUCACAAUUGCUUCUUUCAAGCUGCACAACAAUAUGUUUCGUUGUAUCAUUCGAACUCCGAUAUCAUUUUUGGAUAACAAUCCCGUUGGAAAAAUCUUAAUUCGGUUUUCUAAAGAUGUUAGUUCCAUGGAUGAAUCGUUACCUUUCUUUACUUUCUUUCUGAUAAGAGGAUGCUCUAUUUUUGUUGGCAUGUGUGUUCUUCAAGCAAUCCUCUGUCCUUAUCUACUGGUAUUGAUUGCUGUCCUUUCAACAGUAUUCUAUGCUUUGUGGAGAAUUUUUAGCCGAGUGUUGAAAAGUGUAAAACAUUUGGAAGGAAAAUUGAGAAGUCCAAUAUUUUCUCAUCUGAGUGCAUCCCUUUAUGGACUGACGACAAUUAGAGCAUUUAAUGCCGAAACCAAAUUUAAAUUUAUAUUUAAUAAGUAUCAGGAUAAGCACACUGCAACAUGGUUUCUUUACGUGGCGUUAAAUCGAUGGAUUGCCAUAUAUGGUCAUGUAAUUUGUUUCAUAAAUCUAAUUAUUACUGUUAUUAUUUUUAGUGUUUCCAAUAAUGCAGAUGACGCAGGAAGCCAAAUUGGACUUGUAUUAAAUUAUGGAAUAAUAAUAAUUUUGUAUUUUCAACAUCUUAUUGGAUUUGCAUCUGAAAUGGAAUUUCAGAUGAACUCGGUAAAGCGCAUUUUGAAAUACAGCAAAUUGAAAUCGGAAGCAUCGUACGAAAGUUCGCCCGAAAAUCGACCACCCUCAGAAUGGCCCCAAAGAGGAGAAAUUCAUUUUGAUAAUGUUUCUUUACAAUACUCCGAGGAUAAAAAUAUCGUUUUAAAAAAUUUAACAUUUCGUAUUCACUCUGGAGAAAAGAUAGGAAUUGUUGGGAGAACAGGAGCAGGUAAGAGUUCUAUAAUUGCUUCGAUAUUUCGCAUGACAGAGCCAAUAGGAACAAUCACCAUCGAUGGAGUCGAUACUAAGGAUAUCGGUCUUCGGGAUCUUCGUAGUAAAAUAUCCAUCAUUCCUCAAGAUCCGAUGUUGUUUACCGGUCCCCUUCGAAGGAACAUCGAUCCCUUUAAUGAAUAUUCGGAUGAAACUCUGUGGAAAGUCUUAGAAGAGGUACAGUUAAAAGAUGUUAUUAAUAAAUUACCUGGAGGAUUGGAUACGCAUUUAACGGAAGGAGGACGAAAUUUCAGUGUGGGAGAAAGACAGUUAAUUUGUCUGGCCAGAACCAUUCUUCUCCGGAAUAAAAUUGUCGUCAUGGACGAAGCGACGUCCAAUAUUGAUAAAAGGACCGAUUGCUGUCUACAGAAAAUAAUUCGAGAGAGAUUCGAGUCUUGUACAGUGUUGACAAUAGCCCACAGAUUACACACAAUUAUCGAUUCCGAUAGAGUUCUGGUACUAGAUGUAGGAAAAUUACAAGAAUUUGACUCGCCGUAUGCCUUACUGAAGAACGUAAAUGGUAUAUUUUAUAAUUUGGCAAAGAAGACGGGAGUAACUUCAAUGAAUGAGUUAUUGAAAAUUGCCAAAGAUAAAUAUUACGCUAAAGAAAGUGUCGAACAAACAAAACUAUAAAACAGUCGAUUGUUUUUAAUAUACAUCCAUUUUUUCAGGUCUGUUAUUAUGUGUUUUUUAAAUAUAUUGUUUUUAGAGACAUUGUGUCAAGUAGUAUUUCCGCACAUCAAGUAAAACAUAAAAUCGGUAAUGUCUGAACAUUUGUGAGUUAAUGAGUGAGGUAAUCUAGUUUUUCAAGUGAUGUCCAAAAUAUUUAACAAACGUCUAAAAAAUUAAUUAAAUUAAUAGAGUGUUUAUUGUCUAAAAAUAUUUUGUGAUUCUCUAACUUUUUGUUACUCAAGCAAAUGCAUUAGUGCUGUGAAUAAAUGUGAACCACUAAAUAUAAUUUUUUGUAAUAUUUCAUUAUUUUUCAAAAUGUUUAACUUAAUAUUACUUAUUUCUGAAUUUAAUUUGUUUUUAACUAACUUGGUUCAUUUAAAUGCUAAACAGUACUGUGUCACUGUUGGUCUCAAGAUGGCAUCAACGCGUUAGAGUAACCAUAUUCUGCUAAUAUAGGGCUCUACGUGAUAUGCUCCUACUGUGCCCUCUAUAUAUUCAAAAUUUUGAAUAUCGGCUGCCAGAGCCGGAGAAAGAGAAAGCAGUCGGGAUUUCUUUCUGUAUCUCUAAAAUACUUCAACUCACUUGCAAAAAUUGAUGUAUUACUUGCUCAUUUUAAAUUAAGUCGGAUAAAUUUACAAAAAUAUCCGAAUUAUACGUAUCAUUUAUUGCAGUAUUAUAAAUGAAAUAAAACGAGCAAAUAAAAUUGCAAUAUUAAAUAUUAUCUGAGAACAAGAAACUAAUUUUGUCACCAAACAGUAUAAUACGAAAACAAUUGACUAAUUACUAAAUGGGAUUUUCCAU
Centruroides sculpturatus (bark scorpion) is the source of this 4311-nucleotide messenger RNA. RefSeq names its product multidrug resistance-associated protein 4-like. Gene Ontology annotation, cellular component: membrane. Gene Ontology annotation, molecular function: ATP hydrolysis activity; ABC-type transporter activity; ATP binding. The transcript is spliced from 24 exons. Lineage: Eukaryota; Metazoa; Arthropoda; Arachnida; Scorpiones; Buthidae. Bases 1 to 3471 code for a protein of 1156 amino acids. Gene Ontology annotation, biological process: transmembrane transport. The record is from RefSeq and is a predicted model, not a curated record.